CCACCUGGCGGUGAUGGAUGCCCUGAUGUCGUUGGGUGCCAUGGAGAUGGUGAGCGCAGUGAGGAAGUCCGGUGCGGGGGAGGAGCUUCUGGGCGGAGUGGGAGGAGCCAGCUGGGAGAACACCCUGCUCCACUGGGUGAACGGGUUGAAUCGGAGGCUGAGAGAGAAAACAGAGUGGUGUGACCCAUCUCAGGACAGCACAGAGCCACAGCCUGUUCCGCCUUUAAUCCGCUACAGAAAGGAUAAGACGCUGUCUAAACAGAAGCCUACGUUUCCGGUGGUGACUGAAGUCAAAAACCUCUCCAACGGUUGUGCCAUCGCUGCUAUUGUACACUACUACUGCCCCGGCCUGUUGCGACUAGAAGAUGUGUGUAUGAAGGAGUCCAUGGCGGUGGCAGACAGCCUGUACAACCUGCAGCUGAUCCGAGAGUUCUGUGACAGCUGUCUGAAGAGCUGCUGCCCCCUGGUGUUGGAGGACCUGCUCUACACCCCACAGGAGCUCCAGGUCAACGUGAUGAGUUUCCUAGCAGAGCUACUGGGUUGGUUUGAGGUACGGAGGCCAGAGUUUGUUCAGCCACUGAACACCACUGAUGCUUCUGCACUGCUCAAGCCAACCAGUUUGAGCAAUAACAGCAGCUCUCCUUCCAUCUUCAAGAAGCCAUUCCUGCCCAUCUCCUCACCAGUGUCGCCAGGGCCUGCGCCAGUUGAGACCAGGGCAACGCCAUCCCAUCAUUUAGGAUCUCUGACUCAGUCUGCCUCCAUGUCUCAUGUAGAGGGAGCUGGGAGAACAUGGACCAAGAAGCCUUUCAGUCAUCCCCUGUCCUCAGCCGUGUCAUUUAGCAUUCCCUUCAGCCUGGACAGCGACGUGGACGUCGUGAUGGGCGGAGCCAUCACCUGCUCGGUCAGCUCUGACAACGUGGCCCCCAGCCAGACUGUGACCCGCGUGCCCUACACUCCCCCAGAGGACCUUAGCCAUCUGCUCGACAAGCCCCCAGCCACCCCGGGCUCCCACAGAGGCUCCUGGGCCACCCAGAGCUCCUCUGUGGUGCCCAUGCUGCUGAAGAAGAACUGCCUGGGAGACUGGGAUGGGGAGCUGCCCACCAUCGAGGAGGCCCUGCAGAUCAUCCACAACGAGGGCAAGAUGGAGCCCCGGCUCCACCCCGACGGGGCGGUCGACGGAUUCUUCCUGCACUCGCCCGAUGACCCGGCCAGCACCAGACACAACGGCCACGCCACUCACCCCUCCCACCCGCCUAACCCUAUACCCCUCAGCUGCUCCGCCCCGUCCCGCUCUGGGAUGAUGUACCACCCCCACCUCCCCAUGGGGGGCAAGACGCAGGCACCCAGGGAGCAGCCCUCCUCCUCCCAUACCCGACACACCUCGGAGGGCUCGCGAGACGACGACUCGUUGCUGAGGGACGGGAGCAUGGGCUCUGACGCCUCUGAGGACCUCCUUCUUCUCCCCAAUGCCCAGUCCAUGCCUGCUGUCCACACCAGAGGCCACGGAGGGGACGACGACGCGCCGGACAGUGGCGUGAGGAUGACCAGCUUUGCUGAGUUCAAGAAGAAACCGUCGACAGUGGGCGAAUCACCUAAAAGCGGCGGCGCCAGCAGCAGUGAACCCGUCGCCCCGGCAGCAACGGCUCCGAUGACAAGCUGGGUGGCCCAGCCCCAGAAGUCGACAGAGGAAAGCCCCAGUAAGCGCCCUGGACUGACCACCGAGAUGUCAGAGCUGGGAGCCCGGCUGGAGGAGAAGAGGAAGGCCAUCGAGGCCCAGAAGAAACGUAUUGAGGCCAUCUUUGCCAAGCACCGCCAGAGACUGGGCAAGAGCGCCUUCCUGCAGUUGAAGAAGGAGCACAGAGAGGGGGAGAGAGAGGAGGAGCAGGGCGGUCAAGUCAGCGCCUUCUCCACAGAGGAGGACCUCAGGGGGCUAACGCUAGAGGAAACGCUGGCUCGCGUGGAGGACGAGGAGCAGCAGGAGGGGAACGUCAAACCUUCAUCACACCUGGACAAGCAGGCCUCCUUACCCAGAAGGGAGAAGGGUGCAGGGGUGGCAGGGCCAGGAGGAGAGCAGGUCGGGGUGGCAGGGCAUCAGCCAGCGCCCUUGGGGGAUUACAACAACGCCGUAUCAAAGCUGAACGCGGCACUAAGCUCCCUGCAGAGCGACAUGCAGCGCCUCUCCGAACAACAGGACCAACUCAUCAGGAAGAAGCCCGUCGCUCCCAACAGCAACAAGUCCUGGGUGAUCCUGCCCAGUCUCAAAUCCUCGGCCCCUCCCUCGACCCGCAUGUCCCGCGCGUCCACCCCCCGUGACCUCGCCUCUGCCUCCUCUUCCCCCUCGUCAUCCCGCCGCAACGCCGCCAGUCCCACCAGAACAUGCAAUUCGCCCCAGGUCCAGCGCCGGGCCAAGUCGGUGCCUCCCAAGAGCCCCAAGCACCAGGCCACCCACUACCACCACGUCCGCCCCCAGGACCUCAAGGUGCAGGGCCUGUCGCGCGUGCUCACCCCCCCGAAGAAUGUGGACACUAUCCCCCACCUGCGCCGCGCCUCCCCCUGGCAGUGCCGGGACCAGAACUCUUCCACCUCGGGGAGAAAGGAGCGUGUGGGUUGUGGGAGCUCUGGGGCGCCCUCAGAGUGCUCGAUUGAGAGUGAUGUUCUGGCGGUGGGUUUUUUUAAUGGCAAGCGCAGCAGCCUGAUCGAGAUUUCUCUAUCAGCCUUGCGUGGGGACGAGGAUGACCUGAGUGUCAUGGAUGACUCCAUGAGCGACGUGACCGAACCUGAGAUGAAGGGAGGGGUCGGCUUCUUCUUUAAGGAUGGAAGGGUGCGGCCGGAGGACGAAAUGGCCCAGAGGAAAGCAGCCCUGAUGGAGAAACAGCAGAAGAGGGCGGAGGAGAUGAAGAGACGCAGACUCGAGCAGGAGGAGAAGAGCGAGAAAGAGUAUGCAAUCCGACCUGAGUGGUUUAACAUCGAGGGAUGUGGAGACAAGAGUGGUGGUGGCGGAGGUGAGGACAAGCCCCGGACCCCCUGUACCCACUCUUCAGAUAGCACGACCCAGCGGAGAGACACCUUUACCAGGCAGGAGUACGAGCGGAGGCAGCAGCUGAAGAUCAUGGAGGAUCUGGACAAGGUGUUGCAGCAGAAGCCUACCACGGUGCGUGGCGUGAAGAAGCAGAGACCCAAGACCAUGUUCCGGGAUGACUCAGUGCUUUUCCGCUGCCCCACCAAGGGAUUAAUGGGCUCCAAACUCAACAAGGUCUAUUCCCACUCUACCAUGAACCUGUCCUCAAUUGCUAACGACACUGGCAAUAGCGGGACACUGGCCGUCAGGAAAUCUCCCAGCCGAUCUCACUCCCCCUCAAGGCUGAUGUCACCAGGACGAAUGGCCAAUCAGAACGGAGAGAAGGACUGGGAGAACGCCUCCACGGCCUCGUCUCCUACCUCCAUUCCAGAAUACACCGGGCCCAAGCUGUACAAGGAGCCCAGCUUCAGGUCCAACAAGUUCAUCAUCCACAACGCCAUCUCCCGCUGCUGCCUUGCCGGCAAGGUCAACGAACUGCAGAAAAACAAGAUUGUAGAGGAGAUGGAGAAGUGCCAGGCCAACCACUUCCUCAUCCUCUUCCGUGACUCCAGCUGUCAGUUCCGGGCCGUCUACACCAUGAACCCAGAGACCGAGGAGAUGAUGCGCCUGACGGGCAUCGGGCCUCGUGUCAUCAGCCCUGCCAUGGUGGAGUCCAUAUACAAGUAUAGUUCGGACCGCAAACAGUUCACCACCAUCCCAUCCAAGACCAUGUCCAUGAGCGUCGAUGCCUUCACCAUUACUGGGCACCUGUGGCAGAGCAAGCGCCCAGGGACCCCCAAGAAGCUGGGAAACCCCAAAUAAUAAUGAGAACAUCUCAAAGAUGGAGGUGGUGAUGGGCGGAGGGAGGAAGGAGGUGGACAUAUCUAAAGCAGGGGCCCCUCUUCCCCCAGUCAACCCCCUCCUUUAUCUUAUAUUGGUUUGGUCCAGUGUUGGCUGUUGAUUUGGAGACUGCUUUAGCUCAGUAGGCUGGUCAGUUAGACCACCAGAGGGAUCUGAAAGGAAUAAAUGACACUGGUGCCUACACCUGUCCAACCAGAUGGUCUCUGUCCCUUUAAGACCAUCCUCGGUUGUAUUCACUGGGAAGAAAACGGACCAAAACAGGGAGGGACUACCUGAAUGUGUCCAAUAAGAAAAGCUUGUUUUUCGUUGCAAAAUGAUUUGCUACGGUGUGCACUAAUGAAUAUGACCCUUAUCAGCUCUGUGCAUGGGGGACAUUGGUACAUGUCAUGUGACAAGGGGGCAAGCUAAUCACUACUACUAAAGCCAUUCAUAGGGCUCUGUCUGUCACACACUACACCCCGUAGGUGCCUCUGAUUGCCCCCCCCCCAGCCUGAUCUACCUAGAUUGUAAAAUAAUAAUAAUAAUGUUGUGAUAGGACUGGAAUGAACAAGCCUUCUUCCCACUGUACUGGGCCUAUCACCCCCAGGGUCUGGCUCCCCCAGCCUCCUACUGCCUUCCCUCUCCCCCCUGACCCUACUGCCUUCCCUUCUCCCCCCUGACCCUACCUGCCUUCCCACUGUACUGGGCCUAGAGAGAACAUCUCACACACUGCCGCAGCUCUCUGAACAGAACAUGGGGGGGGAACAGACCUGCAAUCUCCCUCUAUUUCUCUCUCUCUUCUCUUUCUUUCAUCUGACCUUUCUUCUUUAAUUCCAGGACUCUUUCUCCUCCCGUCUGCUGCUUCUCCAUGCAGACGGGACAGAAGAACCCAAGCUGAAAAAAAUCAGACUUAGCAAUCUGUUCUCUCAUGAAUGUAGGGCGCACCCGAACCACUCUGCUCCCCCAGUUUUCAUUCGCCAGGCAAGGACUGGGAGGGACUGUAUUGGGCGGGUCCACUGAGGGCUCUAGCACUCUUGACUGGCUGCCUUGCCUGUCAGUCAGAGCGGUAUGAAGGGCUCCGCCCAUCUCCAACUCUACUUCAGCUGUAGACAUCUGGAUGUUUUUUUUACACCACUACUUUUGACAUGUGCUGAGUGAAUCUCUUGAGCAGAAAUGAGAACUCAACUCUUAAAAAAAAAAAAAAAACUUGCUUUAUUUCCUAUUUCAGUACGACAGGAGGAAUGAAAAUAGCGUAAUAUUUUUGUACAUGAUUAUCUUGAUUAAUAAUAUUGGAAAAAAUGAAGGACUUUAUACUCUGUUUAGCAUUACCCUGGAUUCACAUUGUGUGGAGAGAAAAAAAGAACUAUGAAUAAGCUAGCCUGCUGCUUUACCAUUAGCGAGGUGUGUGUGUGUUUGAGAGAAGAGCGUGCAAGUGAGUGAAAGAACGAGCGAAUGAGUAGAAAAACUGUCUUAACAGAGACUUAGAGGAACAGAGACUUAGAGGACUAUCCACAAUCUGAGAAAAAACCGAGAAGGACAAAAAUGAACAAGACGUGUCAUUUGAGAUCACAUACAUAUUCAUGUGAAUGAAAGAUAAUCAGGACUCAGCCCUAAUUUGGUCCCUGCAGGGUAUGGUGUAAUAGUAUAUGCAGUUUUGGGUAAGCCUAGACCCCAUAGGGGACACAUGGUGUUUCUGGUGUAACCUGUAGGCUCAAGUGGGUUCUGACCUCCUCUUGGCUUCAUUUAGCACUACAUCAGCUGAUGUAGGUCAGCUGUCAUCUCUCCUGUCUUGUUAUACAUCACAAACUGCCUCCAACAACAACAAAAUGUUUCUGUCGUUUUGACUGAAUUUCAAAUGGAGAUCUGAGAUUUUUAUUGUCUCUCUAAAUCAGCAUUUAUUAAAUGAAAGCGUGACAAUGGGUUUGUAUGUUCGGUGUAUAUUGCAAGGAUUGUGUGACUGUUGGUUUAAUGUGUAUAUCUGUUUGUAAAGAAGAGUACGUAUGUGAUAGUCGAACUAUAACUGGAUUCUGUGCAAUUCUCCUGUAGACAGACAAGUCAUGUAACUCCAAGCUGUGUUUAUUGGGUAAGGAUUGUUUUAGUUUCAAGAUUGUAUAAUUUUUUUUCCAUUAAGGUGGUGAUUCACGUUCAUUUCAUAGAAGUCAUGUCCUGUAUGUUGUCUUUUUAUUUUACUCUGUCACCACCGUGUCAAUGUGGGCGGAGUAUUUGUGUUCCUCUCAAAUUGUUCUUGAUUACAGAUCUAUCCCAGGUAACUGGACCAGGCUAAUACAAUCCUUUUAAAAAUCACCAUUA
Molecule: messenger RNA, 6208 nt
Organism: Oncorhynchus kisutch (coho salmon)
Lineage: Eukaryota; Metazoa; Chordata; Actinopteri; Salmoniformes; Salmonidae
Product: calmodulin-regulated spectrin-associated protein 3
Exons: 15
Coding region: 14-3880 (1288 amino acids)
Biological process (GO): neuron projection development; negative regulation of microtubule depolymerization; cytoplasmic microtubule organization
Cellular component (GO): microtubule minus-end
Molecular function (GO): spectrin binding; calmodulin binding; microtubule minus-end binding
Source: RefSeq, a predicted model, not a curated record